Messenger RNA from Fusarium verticillioides 7600, 1881 nucleotides. RefSeq lists its product as hypothetical. Gene Ontology annotation, molecular function: L-amino-acid oxidase activity; polyamine oxidase activity. Bases 1 to 1881 code for a protein of 626 amino acids. The transcript has a single exon. Gene Ontology annotation, biological process: amino acid catabolic process. NCBI's taxonomy places the organism in Eukaryota, Fungi, Ascomycota, Sordariomycetes, Hypocreales, Nectriaceae. The record is from RefSeq and is a predicted model, not a curated record.
AUGCGCUUCUUCAACUUCAACAAGCGAGACUCUUCUCACAAGCAUUCCAGAAGGGAUCGCACUAUCCCUUCCCCCAAGCCAGUCUACAACUCUCACUUGGCCAAAAGGCAGUCCUCCAAGAUCGGGGAGCAAAAGGUCCGUCCCCAGGCCUGGGUCGAUACACCUCAGAUCGUGUACUCGGCUUGGAACCAGGCUGCGGGUGAUAUCGAUCAGCCACUUGGAACUCUGCCCUCCAACUUCUCUAUCGCUCUUGUUGGCGGUGGCAUCACCAACGUUGUUCUGGCUUUCAACCUCGUGAAGGCCGGUGCUGAUGUCACUUUAAUUGAAGCCACGGAUGAUAUUGGCGGUCGUCUCCGUACCAUUCAGACCCCUGAUGGAGUCAACGUCGCUGAGAUGGGAGCGAUGCGUUUCCCCCCUUCUGAAGAUCUUCUCUACUACUACGCCAAUCAGUUCAACUACACCUUCAUUCAGAACUUUCCUGAUCCAGGCAAAGUCCCCACUGUGGUGUUCUACCAAGAGACUCCUACCUCUUGGAUCAGCCAGAACGUCACUGUCAAAGGCUUCGAGAAGGUCAGCAACGGUUGGGGUUCCCUGAUCUCCAAGGGAUUGACCGGCGGUUCUCAGUCCAUCACUGCAGCCACGCAGCUCACCAAGUGGCUCAGUUCAUCUGACGUCGACACGCGCAACCAAGUCAUCCCGGAAUGGCAAAAGUACCUCGAUGAGUUUGGCAACGACAGUUUCUACACUGCUCUCCAGCGCAUCUUUGGCGAGAAGCACGAGUGGGAUGUUCCGGGUGGUCAGGUCUGGACCGAAGAUGACUUUGAGCGCUUCGGUACCCUCGGCGUUGGUUCAGGCGGCUUUGGCGCCGUCUACUCUGCUGGCUUCAACUCCAUCUUUCGUCUUAUCGUCAAUGGUCUCGAGUCAGACCAGGCUAUCUUUGCAAAGAUGACUGAUGAUGGUCUUCAAGCGACUGGCAUCAGGGAGCUGGCCAACGCCAUUUGGCAGAAGGCUACUGAUCUCGGCCUAAAGACCAAGUUUGACACUGUUGCCAAGAUCACCAGCGGUGGUGGCGGCGAUAUUGACUAUGUUGUUAUCCAGGAGACUCCGUCUUCUGAUAAUGGUAACUCUACCGGUGACCAGUCCCAGUCCCAGUAUGACUUUGCUGUAGUUGGCACCUCGAGCCGAGCCAUGAACUUUGCCUUUGCAGAUGUCUCGGACACGACCAAUGAGCCUAUCAUGUCAACUGCUGUCAAUCGUGGCAUUACCGACCUCCACAUGACUGCCUCCUCUAAGCUCUUCAUUCGUACAAAGAAGUUCUGGAGUGACCAGCCUGCUGAUUUCCCUCGUGUCAUUCUGUCUGACACAGACCUUCCCCAGGCUUACACCUUCGACUACGGGCACCCGGACUACGGCAUGGUCCUUCUCACAUAUGCUUGGGAGGAUCUUUCCCAGACUAUUUUGGCCAUUCAAGAUCCUCACAAGCUGCUCUCUAUCCUCAAAGAGCAGAUCGCCCGUAUCAUGCGAAAAAGCAGCUAUCCCAACUAUGCCGACUUUCUCGACCCCGUCACGGAUGAUGAUGUCUACCUCGUCCACUGGCCCCUCGAUCAGUACUCCUACGGUGCAUUCUCCCUCGGUCUUCCAGGACAGGACAAGCUCAUCUCGUCUAUGUUCUAUGACUACCAGAAGCUCAACGACACUUCGAGCUCUCGAGUCUUGAUCAACAGUGACUGCACGUCAUUCCUCGGAGGCUGGGUUGAUGGUGGCCUGCAGCCAGCGCACAACUCAAUGGCUGCGAUCUUUGAGCGCUUUGGCUCAUUGAACCCUGCUGCGGCUGACUUUGCGCCUUCUGCGCUCUUGGGUGCUAGCCCUUACCAAUACUGA